AUGGCCGACCCUCCUUCGCCUUACAAUGGGUUCAUGACAAUGUCCCUCGAGGACCGUUUCGCCCUCCUCUUUAGGGCGCAGCAAGUCAGGUUCGAUGCCGAUAAAAAGGUUGAUGACCAACUGUCUGCCAUCGAGUCUAAACUUGAACGCCUCACGGCCUCCCUGCCCAAACCGCCUGCCGCUCCCACUCCCUCUGCUCGCGCACCUCGCGCUCGACACACCUCUAGGAAGGAACGCCCGGCCGCACCUACCUCUACUCCUACUACAGGGCCCCCGCACUCCCAAUCCAUCCGCUCUACUACUACCAAAGCCGCCCUUGAGAAGAUUGUCUCUACCCUGUCUAUUGCGGACGAACAGGCUGGCCACGUCAUAGGGCGCUAUCAUACCCCAAUCCUGAUUGGAGAUGAGAUGUUCAUUUUGGAUCUACACACGACGCCCUCAACCCAAGCAGUCAUUCUUUCCAUAAGUCAUCCACACAUCUUAUCUUAUCAACACUUGUCACAUAGGAGCCACGUUAUUCCGGAUCAUGUCACUUUGUCGGAUCAUCAAGACUAUGCGACGGAUCAGUCAACCAUCAAACUGCACAGCUUUCUAUACUGCCUUGCACAGCCGGACUGUCAACUCUAUUUUUAUCAAUUCAAUGGUCUUACUCAGCGUCAGGCUGCGGAUUACUCAUUCCAACUUAUUUUUGUAGCUCAGAUUGGUAUUUCGUUCACGUAG
This is a messenger RNA of Psilocybe cubensis, 720 nucleotides long. RefSeq lists its product as uncharacterized. Lineage: Eukaryota; Fungi; Basidiomycota; Agaricomycetes; Agaricales; Agrocybaceae. The transcript has 2 exons. The coding region runs from base 1 to 720 and encodes 239 amino acids. The record is from RefSeq and is a predicted model, not a curated record.